This is a messenger RNA of Scylla paramamosain (green mud crab), 1945 nucleotides long. RefSeq names its product fibrocystin-L-like. NCBI's taxonomy places the organism in Eukaryota, Metazoa, Arthropoda, Malacostraca, Decapoda, Portunidae. The record is from RefSeq and is a predicted model, not a curated record. The transcript has 11 exons. Bases 905 to 1762 code for a protein of 285 amino acids.
ACAAAUUGCACAAUAUCCCAUUAAUAACUUUUGUAGGUGAAUAAACUGAUGUUCAGUAUGGUGAAUAAUAUUUAAGUGUGGCUGACUUUCAAGGGUAAAAGGCAUAAAAGUCAAUCUACUGCAUGCCACGGUUUAUAAAGUUGUAAUCCAGUGUUAGGAAUAUGUCAAGAUUAGUUCCUAGUGUCAAAAUAUGUGAAUGUAUAAUCAAUAAGGAGGGAUGAGGGAUGAUGCUAACCUUACCAAACGUGCCAUCAAGUACACCUGGGUGUACUUGAACGGUGCACUACAUAUAGAGGGAUCAUUGAAUUUAUGUUGCUGAUUUUUUUUUUUUUCUUUUUCUUUUUUCUUUUUUUUUUUUUUUUUUUUGCUUACAGCAGAAAGAUGUAUCUUAUUUAAAAUAAAUAAAAUGAAAACUAAUGGCUUAUAAUCUGCUUUCAGGACUUACGCAAGCGUCAGCAGGGUCUUCGAGUGUGUGUGCAUUGUGUUGAGUGAUAAGUCGGUGCAGGAAAUCAAGAUGCCUUCAACACACCUUGAUCAAAGGAGAACUGCACAGCAGUUCUUCAGGAUCAAAAAUUUCUUAAGAGUUAUUGGGACCAUUGAUGGCACCCACAUUGCCAUCAAGGCCCGAAGAGUGGACGAGGCCCUCUACUUUAACUGGAAAAGCUAUCACUCCCUCUGAAAAUCCAACUUGUUUGUGAUGUGAAUGGAGUGAUCCUCAGCUACUGCUUCAGAUUCCCAGUUGCCUUGGAAAGUGCAUUCCUGGCUGAGUGUGGUGCGUGUGCCUGCUACUCGUGUGGUGGUGCUGCUGCUGCGUGAAGCCUCUGCCGUGGGAACCCACCACAAAUAGCUAAUGGAUUCUGUAUGACGGGAUCAGCAGCAGACAGAAUUGCAGUGAUGUAUUAACAUGCCUAGGGCCUUUGUUGGAAGCAUCCCCUGUGAUAUAGUGGACGAGAACCUGGAGCUCUAUGACACACUGACAAGGGAGAAGGUUACUUGUCGCUCCAAGGCUAAGCUGGUUGGCCCCAUGAACGCCACUGUCUACGUUACUGGAAGAGGGGCAUCUGAAGUGACCAAGACAGGAAUGUAUGUGGACUCCCAGGACAGAUUGUACCAGUUCCAUACAUAUGCUGGUAUGCGCAAUGUGAGUCCUCUCAGGGGGUCCUCUCAGGGCGGCACGCUGUUCACUAUUGAUGGUGCUGGCUUUGACCCAUACAAGGAGCAGACCAAGGUGUUGGUGGGGGGUGCUCAGUGUGCCAUCCAGGACAUCACUGAUGAGCAAAUUCGGUGCCUCACUCCAACCCAAGGGAAGGCCUCGGCCGGCUCAGGUGAGCACAGGUUACUUGUUGAGCUGUACCAAGGAGAAUACUUUGAGUCCAACUUCCUGGAGGAGACAAGCUGGGCAGCCCUGUCUCCCUCCCAUGCUGGCUACAAGGCUUUUGUCCCUCAAGAUGCUGAGCUCAAGUUUCCCAUUGAGGUGACCCGGGAUACUGUGGGCACUCUGAAAGGGUACCUACAUCCACCACAUGAUGGGACCUACUCUCUAUCAGUUCAGGUUGGUGAGCGGAUGCUUGUGAUGCUGGCAGCCAAUGGAGAUUCAGACAGCGAAUUUGAAGUUAUGCAGUGGCAAGAAUUUGAACUUAAGAAGGGAACACCUGCUUAUUUAGAGAUACGGUUCCAGACUAGAGGUUUGCUUUGCUGUGAGGGGCAACAUGCAGGGCUCCAUGUCAGUCCAGUACCUGGUGAGGGACAAGGAGGGCAAUGAGGAGGAGGAGACUGUGCUACUGGAGCGUUCUUUUCCAGCCAACCGAUGAAGCUCCACACACUCAACAUGCCCUGCCAACCACUGGUGGAAAGAGACAGUCUUGUGGACCACCUUAUUACAUCCCAGGAGCUUCAGCAUAGCACAGCUGGCCAUGUACAUCCAUAGCAAGGCCUGGCACCAUAC